Molecule: messenger RNA, 210 nt
Organism: Brenthis ino (lesser marbled fritillary)
Lineage: Eukaryota; Metazoa; Arthropoda; Insecta; Lepidoptera; Nymphalidae
Source: the annotation of a GenBank genome assembly
AUGAAACGGCGUGUGCGUCGCGGCCUACGUACGCAGGCCUUGCAUUGGGUCGGGUCAGUGAACUCGCCCGCCCACUAUCGGGGUAAAUAUGCCGAAUGCACACAGAUGCGCGCGCCGCACCCCCGCCCGCACCCCGCGCUCCCGCCCGACGCCGCCGUCGCCGCUGCACUCUGCACGCAUCCACCCCCGACCCCUCUUAGAACUCCUAAU